Elaeis guineensis (African oil palm) is the source of this 3775-nucleotide messenger RNA. Its product is annotated as serine/threonine-protein kinase Nek5. NCBI's taxonomy places the organism in Eukaryota, Viridiplantae, Streptophyta, Magnoliopsida, Arecales, Arecaceae. Gene Ontology annotation, cellular component: cortical microtubule. Gene Ontology annotation, molecular function: protein serine/threonine kinase activity; ATP binding. The record is from RefSeq and is a predicted model, not a curated record. Gene Ontology annotation, biological process: microtubule-based process; protein phosphorylation.
GAGGCGUAGAAAAGAAACCCCCCCCAAAAAAAAGGGCAUAAAUAAGAAAGAAGGCUUUCUCGCUCCGGCGCGGGAGUGAGAGAGAUAGGGAGAGAGGGAGGGAGAGCUCCAGAAGAGCCCAUCGGAACCCCAAACGCAUUGCGGCCCUCGCCCUCCGACGCUGCUGGAGAUCGAGCGGCGCGGAAGAGAGCUUUUCCAAGAUCUCGAUUGGAUCUUUUCCCGCCGCUGGAUUCGCCUUCCGGCGUUCGGGAGAGAGAAAUGGCGUUUGCUCGCCCGAUGUUGAUAGUCCGGUGAUCGGCGGCAGUGGCGGAGUCGUCUGGGAUAGAGGACAGGGGAAUCGGCUGGUUCCGGGAGUGGAGGAGGUGGAAAGGCGAUGUUUUGGGCAAUGUGGGAGAGGUGGUGAGGGAUCGGGUGGUUAGCAGUUCUAUCUAUGGGAUUCCGAUUGUUAGAGAAAUGAAGGUGGAUUUUUGAGGUGAUUUCUGGGAUUGGUAGAUUCGAUCUAAUGUUUUCGGUGGAGUUUGGAUCUCAAUUUGGGAAAAUUUUCGUCUGGUUUUGCUUUUAUAACAGUAUCGGAUCUCGGACCUCAGUCUUUUUAUGAGUCAGAAAUGUGGAUUUAAUUGUUUUAUUUCUCUGAGGAUUAGAUGUAGUUGGAGAAGUUAUAGGGGAUCUCACUAAAUGAGCUAAAGAUUUAUGGAGCAGGGUGUUUCUAUUGGGGACUGAGGAGAGUGGUGGCAGGUGGGAGCAAAAAGCUGCUCUUGGGGGGGAUCAGAGAAGGUUUCCUGAUAUAUUACAAUAUAUUUGCAUUGGUGGUUCAGAUCCAUGGAGUCUCGAAUGGAUCAAUACGAGAUCAUGGAGCAAAUUGGGCGAGGAGCCUUUGGAGCGGCGAUUCUAGUGAAUCAUAAGCUGGAGAAGAAGAAGUACGUUUUAAAGAAAAUCCGGCUUGCAAGGCAAACCGAGCGCUGCAGAAGAUCAGCUCAUCAAGAGAUGGCUCUCAUUGCACGGCUGCAACACCCUUUCAUCGUUGAGUUCAAGGAAGCUUGGGUGGAGAAGGGCUGCUAUGUUUGUAUAGUUACAGGAUACUGUGAAGGUGGAGAUAUGGCUGAGUUGAUGAAGAGAUUGAAUGGAACAUAUUUCCCGGAAGAGAAAUUGUUGAAAUGGUUUACUCAACUAUUGUUAGCUGUUGAAUACCUGCAUUCCAACUUUGUUUUGCAUCGCGACCUCAAGUGCUCAAAUAUAUUUCUGACUAAGGAUCAAGAUGUGCGCCUUGGGGAUUUUGGACUUGCUAAAACCCUCAAAGCAAAUGAUUUGGCUUCUUCUGUUGUUGGAACUCCCAAUUACAUGUGUCCGGAGCUGCUUGCUGAUAUUCCAUAUGGCUUCAAGUCAGAUAUCUGGUCUCUGGGAUGUUGUAUGUAUGAGAUGGCUGCUCAUCGACCUGCUUUUAAAGCGUUUGAUAUGGCUGGAUUGAUAAGUAAGAUAAACAGGUCUUCUAUUGGCCCUUUACCUUCCUGCUACUCUUCUUCCCUGAAAACACUUAUUAAGAGCAUGUUGAGAAAGAACCCAGAGCAUCGACCAAAUGCAUCUGAAAUUUUAAGACAUCCAUGUUUACAACCAUAUGCCAAUCAGUAUCGGCCAUCCCCUGAUCCUUCAAGUGUAACUCAGUCACCAGAGAAGCCCAUCUCUGCUUCAUGCAGUGGUCAGAAGAACAUGUCUGAAAGCCAAAACAGCAGCAUUUCUAGCAGUGAUAAGGACAGUUUGCAGUCAAGCGAGAGGAACACAUCAGAGUUAGCUGUCAACUGUGAUCACAAGGAAGUUGAAAAAGUCACUUCUUCAAAUGAUGGAGUUGCCUCAGUUCCCUCACAAGAUGUCAGAGGUGAUCGUGGUGUCUCUAAAAUUGAGAUAGAAAGACAAAAUUCAUCAAAGCCCUUGCAUGUUGAUCAGAAGCCAAAGGUCGAGUCUAAGCACCCAAAGAUUGUUAAAAAUAUAAUGAUGGCUCUUAAAGAGGAGGGCAGAGUUAGAGAGAGCAGCUCACCUGCAAGAGCCAGUCGUGUUAAAAUUGGUGGUACACCAAUCCAUAAAAAUGGCACAGAACCAUCUCCUAGGUCAUCUAAGCCUUCUAGUUCCAGUUCUUCAAGCUCCAAGUCUAAUGCAGAAGCACCAGCUUGUGAAUCAAUCAAGACCAAUAGUGAUUCUGCAAAAAGAGCACAGGCAUCACACUCUUUGAAGCAUCUGUUACCAGUUUUGGACUGCUCCCCAAAAUCUAAACCUAGAUAUGAGGGGGCUUCACCCUCCAUUCCUGUCAAACAAGUUAUUGAAGAUGGCAUCCGUAUCAAGGCAAAGCAAAGGCUUCCACCUCCAAGUAUUGUCAGAAGGCCUUCUGUCCCUGAACCAAAACCUGCUGUGCCUGACGGUUCAAGCCUGACUGACAAUGGUAACAGGGGUGUUCCUGUGAAGAUAACUCCAGAGCAUGAGAGGAGUCAAAGUCAAACUGUGUCUAUCCCCAGGCAAGUCAUCAGCCAGGUUCAGGAAUCUGAAAAGGCUUCUUUGGAUCCUUCAAGAAGAAUGCAGACUGAUACAGGCAACUCGAAAGCACCAUCUGUUCAGAUUCAGGAAUCUCUACAGACAGGGAGCUCAAACUCUAAAAUUGAUCAUGAUGAUGAGAUCUUGCUCUCUAAAACUUCUGAAUCUAAUCCACCAAGAUGUUCAAUUUCUUCAUUCACACAUUCAAUAGUUGAUUAUUCAUCUGUAGAAAGUCUAGAUCAUGAUUAUAAACCUACACCAAUUACUGAGGUCAAUACAGCAGACUUGCAAAAGAGUAGUGCAAGUAAUGAUGAACUGUGUCUGAGUUCAGUCCUAGAGCCAUCCUUUCCCAGGUCUGAGCAGGAGUUUGUUUGUAAAGAUGAUGCAUCUGUGAUCAAGCCUGAGAAGAAUCCUGUUGCAACACAAAGUGGUGACGACAGGUUUACUGUCAGAGAGCUCCUCUCAUCCAUAACAGAUAUUGCACCUUUUGUUUCAGCUACCCCAAAGAAUACUCUUAUGGAGAAGGGACUGGUUCCAAAUCAGACUUUGGAAAAGCCGGCAGCUCAUCUAACCCCAGCUUUUGAGGAUGUCAUUCAUGUCAUAAGACACAGCAGCUUUCGUGUUGGCAGUGAGCAGCCAACAAUUGAGAAUAUUGAAAAGGGUGUUCAGAACAUAGAUAUGGGGAAGUUAUUGAAUGUAGUCAGAGAAGAUGUGGACGUGAGGAGUAUCUCACCAGGCCUGAAACCUCCUGGAUUUGUUGAAGCUGUAACUGUUAAAUCUAAUGUUUUAGAAAACAAUAUUCUCAAGGAGAAACCAAACAACUUAGAAACUGUAAAAUCAAAUUCCACAGAGGUCAGGUCAAAUUCCACAGAGCUCAGAUCAAAUUCAUCAGAUGUCAACCUUGGAUCAAAGGAAGAGGAAUCUCCAGCUAAAGAAACACUGGAUGUAAAUUCUUUUAGACAGAGAGCAGAGGCACUUGAAGGCUUGCUAGAGCUUUCAGCGGAGCUACUGCAGCAUAAUAGGUUGGAAGAGCUUGCAGUUGUUUUAAAGCCAUUUGGAAAGGAUAAGGUCUCCCCACGAGAAACCGCAAUCUGGUUGGCAAAGAGCUUUAAAGGGAUGAUGAAUGAGGAUGGCAACCACCUGGGAUGAGAACUCACACCCCUCUUUGGAUUAUUAUUUCCCCUUUUCUAACUCCAAAAUGUUAAGUAAUAUCUGUUGCUCUUGCUUGUUUUCCACAUCUUUUUUUUUUUUUUUGUAU